Molecule: messenger RNA, 1848 nt
Organism: Vanrija pseudolonga
Lineage: Eukaryota; Fungi; Basidiomycota; Tremellomycetes; Trichosporonales; Trichosporonaceae
Product: Alpha-ketoglutarate-dependent sulfonate dioxygenase
Exons: 5
Coding region: 1-1848 (615 amino acids)
Cellular component (GO): cytoplasm
Molecular function (GO): 2-oxoglutarate-dependent dioxygenase activity
Source: RefSeq, a predicted model, not a curated record
AUGCCAGUCCGCACCGAACCGCUGUACCCGGCGUAUCUGCCCGUGCGGCCCGAGGGGUCGACCGUGCCCAUCGAUCUGCCGCUGUUCGACGCCGACGAGCGGGGGAGGCACGCUGACCCGUCACUGCCUGCGCUGGAUAACGGCUCGACGACGUUCGAGGCCAUCACGCCGCGCAUCGGGACCCAGGUGUCGGGGGUGCAGCUGAGCCAGUUGACAUCCGAGGGGCUGGACCAGGUGGCGCUGCUUGCUGCCGAGCGGGCGGUAGUCGUCUUCCGCGACCAGGACUUUGCGGACAUUGGGCCCGAGAGGCAGCGGGAGCUGGUGGCCCACUUCGGCCCACUGCACAAGCAUCCCACUAUGGGAUACCCCGAGGGCACGGGACCCGAGUUCCACGUCGUGUAUGCCGACGAGAAAGUGGGCACACUACGCGACCUGCUAGGCCCGCACACGACCUACGACUUCUGGCACAUCGACCAGACGUUUACGCAGAACGUGCCGUCGACAACGUUCUUCUGGGUGCUUGAGAGUCCGGCAAACGGAGGGGGAGAUACGGCCUUCACGUCGCUUACUGCGGCGUAUGAGGCGCUGUCGCCAGCGUACCGCGCCACACUUGCCAAUCUCGAGGUUGAGCAUACUUCGGCGUCGCGGGGCGAGGUUGCGCGAGUCGGUACCGAGCGGGCACUCAAGGAGGCCGUGAAUGCGACCCACCCGCUUGUGAUCGCGCACCCUGUGACUCGAAAACCCGCGCUCUUCGUCAACCCCGCCAUGGGGCGUACAGUCAAGGGCUUCAAGCCGGAAGAAAGCGACCACCUGCUCGGGUUCCUCCACAACCACAUCAAGAGCCUCGACUUUAGCUGCCGUCUUCGAUGGGCACCGGGCACAGUUGUCGUGUGGGACCAGGUCUUCCCCGAGCCGGUACCCUUCGAGCACGUCGACCGCGGACUCUCAGCCGACCCGGCGCUGCCGUUCCUCCUCGAGCCGGGAGUCAAGCGCACCGAGCUGACACCGGUCAUCGGCACCGAGAUCAGCGGGAUCCAGCUGAGCCAGCUCGACUCUACACAGCGAGGUGAGCUGUCCAUUUCGGUCUACCAGCUCACACCAGACCAACUCGCGCUGUUCGUCGCGCAGCGCGGGGUCGUCGUCUUCCGCGACCAGGACUUUGCCGACCUCUCGGCGGAGCAGCAGCUCGAGUUUGUGCGAUACCACGGCCCGCACUACCUCCACCCGGCCGACCGCCACCCUAAAGGCCUGCCAGAGUACUACUCCAUCUUCCAGGACGCGCACGACUCGUCGAUCAAGCGCGCCGUCAACGUCAUCGACAACAAGCUGAGCUCGGUGACCUGGCACACGGAUGGGUCGUCCGAGCUACAACCGCCAGGCCUGACUCUGCUGUUCAUGCUCGAGACGCCGCGCAACGGCGGCGGCGACACGCUGUUCACCUCCACGACCGAGGCGUACGAGCGCCUCUCGCCAGAGUUCCAGAAGCGCCUUGAGGGUCUGCAGGCGGAGCACUUCCUCCAGUACUCGCCCAGCCGGCGCACUCCCCCGCGUAACGUCCACCCGGUGGUGCGCACGCACCCCGUCACGCGGAAGAAGAUCCUGUUCGUCAACGAGGUGAACACUACCAAGAUUAUAGGGUAUCGCAAGGAGGAGAGCGACAACCUCAUCCAGUUCUUGACUGGGCACAUUGCGCGCGCGCAGGACAUUGCCUGUCGCGUGCGCUGGGAGCCCAACACUGUCAUUGUAUGGGACAACCGCUCGACCCAGCAUACUGCGACGACAAACUUCCCGUCAGAUCAGCGGCGACACCUGUGUCGCAUCACCAGCGUCGCAGAGCGGCCAUUCUAG